Molecule: messenger RNA, 1167 nt
Organism: Varanus komodoensis (Komodo dragon)
Lineage: Eukaryota; Metazoa; Chordata; Lepidosauria; Squamata; Varanidae
Gene: ARL4D
Product: ADP ribosylation factor like GTPase 4D
Exons: 2
Coding region: 203-796 (197 amino acids)
Biological process (GO): intracellular protein transport; vesicle-mediated transport
Cellular component (GO): cytoplasm
Molecular function (GO): GTP binding; GTPase activity
Source: RefSeq, a predicted model, not a curated record
UGCCGAGCUUGGUGUGACUGGUUGCACCGCCCGCAUGAUUUUUAGGAGCAAGAGGAGGGUGCCGCCGCCGCCGCCGCCAGUUUGGAACCCUGAUGGAGGUAUUGAUUGUAUCCCUGUCUCUUGUUGCCACCGUUGUGCAAUUGCUGUGAGCAGUAAUCCAGCCACCAGCGUUCUUCAAGAUUUGGUGCCAGUGGAGUGAACUAUGGGGAACCAGCUGGCACUGAUGCCUCCUUUCCUGCCCCACUUGCAAGUCCUGCAUGUGGUGGUGGUUGGACUGGAUGCAGCUGGCAAGACGUCUCUGCUGUACCGCCUGAAGUUCCAGGAAUUUAUCAAGAGUGCGCCUACUAAGGGCUUCAAUAUGGAGAAGAUCCGCGUGCCACUGGGGGGCUCCCGCGCCAUCACUUUCCAGGUGUGGGAUGUGGGUGGCCAGGAGAAGCUGCGCCCACUCUGGAAGUCCUACAUGCGCCAUACAGAUGGGGUAGUUUUUGUGGUUGACUCGGCAGAGGCCGAGCGUCUGGAGGAGGCCCGUGUGGAGUUGCACAGGAUUGCCCGUUCCUCAGACAACCAGGGGGUCCCUGUUUUGGUGCUGGCCAACAAACAAGAUGUAUCCCAGGCGCUCUCAGUAGCUGAGCUGGAGAAACUUCUCAGCUUGCAUGAACUAUGCACCUCGGACCUGAGCUACAUCCAGGGCUGCAGUGCGGUCAGUGGACUGGGCCUCCAGCAAGGCCUGGAGAAGCUCUACGAAAUGAUUCUGAAACGGAAGAAGCUCCUUCGCAGCAGCAGGAGGAAGCGCUGAAGAAGAGCAAGGGAAAUCAACAAUGCUGACUUUUGUAGCUGGAUGAAAGUUUACUUUAGGAGCAAUAUAUGAACAAAUACUGGGCAGACUUCACUUUUCUAUGGGGUAUAUUCUGAUCUGUGGACGGUUGCGCAGCAGGGACAGUGUGGUGAGGGCCUCCCCGGACUCUGAAGUGGGUGGGAUUCUGGAGGAGGUGCUCAACAGGGGGAAGAAGGGCAGUUUUCCAAGAGCUGGUGGUGAAGAUGAUGGACUCUUCCAGCAGCACUCUCACGUCAACCAUAACCUGUUUAUAUCUUUUUUUAAAGUGUCAAGGGCCUUUUAUGGUUUCUCUUAAAUUAUUAAACACGUGGGCUGCAAAGCUGGACAAAGCA